This is a messenger RNA of Rana temporaria (common frog), 1910 nucleotides long. RefSeq names its product lysophosphatidylcholine acyltransferase 2 (gene LPCAT2). The transcript is spliced from 15 exons. Bases 103 to 1707 code for a protein of 534 amino acids. Gene Ontology annotation, molecular function: 1-acylglycerophosphocholine O-acyltransferase activity; calcium ion binding. Lineage: Eukaryota; Metazoa; Chordata; Amphibia; Anura; Ranidae. Gene Ontology annotation, cellular component: endoplasmic reticulum. The record is from RefSeq and is a predicted model, not a curated record.
GAGUUUAGCAGGUAGAGAUCAGGUUAAGGGGAGGAGUUUUAACAGACCAAGAGGAAACAGGAGGAGGAGAAGAGAUAUCUGAAGAAAGCGUGUGAUGCUGGAAUGGUAUUACAUUAUCGGGCACCGCUAUUGCCUCGGCAGAAAUCUUUUAUCCCGCCACAAAUUCCAAAUCCAUUUGUCCAUGAAAUCAAUCUGACAUUCACUGAUAAGAUACGGAUGCUAUUAUGUGGUCUUUUCAUUCUACCAUUAAGGAUAAUAUUUUUUCUGACGAUUUUAAUAAUGUCAUGGUUCGUUGCAUCCUGCACUACCUGCUGUAUUUCGAAGUUGAGCUUGGAGCCACUAAAGGGAUGGAGAAGAAAUGUAUCAAAGUAUGUUUUAAGUUGCCUUGGACGUCUCCUUUUUUUCUCAAUGGGAUUUCAUGUUCGCAUCUUUGGAAAGCCUGCAAGCUUCUCUGAAUCUCCAAUCUUUGUAGUUGCUCCACACUCUUCAUUCUUUGAUGGGAUUGCAGUGAUUGCAUCAGGGAUGCCCUCGACUGUUUCCAGAGCAGAAAACACUGCUGUUCCCAUAUUUGGCAGUAUUCUCCAUUCCCUUCAGCCUAUAAUGGUGUCACGAACAGAUCCUGAUUCUAGAAAAAACACAAUCAAUGAAAUAACAAAACGUGCAACAUCGCAAGGAGAGUGGCCACAGGUUUUGAUUUUUCCAGAAGGUACCUGUACAAAUCGCUCCUGUUUAAUAUCAUUUAAACCAGGUGCUUUUUAUCCUGCUGUCCCUGUUCAACCCAUUAUCCUUCGAUACCCAAACAUUCUGGACACAGUCACAUGGACUUGGCAAGGAUAUACAGUUGCAAAACUUUUGCUUAUGACUGUAUGUCAGUUCUGCACCAACGUGGAAGUGGAGUUCCUUCCUGUGUAUGUUCCUUCAGAAGAAGAGAAGAAAGAUUAUUUUCUCUAUGCAAGCAAUGUUCGCAAUGUCAUGGCAAAGGCUUUAGGACUGCCAUUAACUGAUCAUACCUAUGAAGACUGCAGGCUAAUGCUAACUGCCAGAGAUUUGACACUACCCAUGGAGGCUGGCCUUGUGGAGUUCACAAAAAUCAGCAGAAAGUUAAGCAUAAAAUGGCAUGACAUUCAGAAACAACUGGCGAUUUUUGCUUCUAUUGCUGAUCUAUCAAAAGGAGGAAGAAUUGGAAUUGAAGAAUUUGCUAGCCACUUAAAGUUACCAGUAACUGAUGUAUUAAGAGAGUUGUUUGCAUUGUUUGACAGGAACAAAGAUGGUUCCAUAGAUUUCAGGGAAUAUAUCAUUGGGAUCGCCAUCCUUUGCAACCCUGCAAAUUCUGAAGAGACUAUUCAAAUGGCAUUUAAGCUGUUUGAUAUAGACCAAGAUGGAAGCAUAACAGAGGACGAGUUCAGCUCUUUACUGCGAUGCUCUUUGGGAGUACCAGACCUUGAAGUAUCUAAACUUUUUCAUGAUAUGGAUGCUGACAAUUCAGGAAAGAUUACCUAUGAGGAAUUCAAAAACUUUUUCCUGAAGCAUCCAGAAUAUGCCAAGCUGUUUACAACAUACCUGGAGCAUCAGAAAUUUUUCAUGCAUAAGUUACAGCAAAUGGAAAAUGAAGAGAACCUGUUGAUGCCUCAUAUUACAGAAAAUCAGAAUCAUAUAUUAAAUAUGAAAGAUGAAGCUCUAAAUACAACAGACAAGAAAGAAGACUGAAAAAUGAGCCCUCAUUAGAAAAUACACUGGUUUAUUUUUUGAAUAUUCAUUUUUCUUUAUUUUAUUACAAUGUACUUAUUGCAAAAAAAAAAAAACUCUCAAAAACUACUGCUUUAUAUGUUUCAGAUCAAAUCAAUAAACUCUGCUUUUUACUUGUGUAACUUGACUAAGAAAAAUAAACUAUCUUUUGUAUUUGUGUAAAA